Molecule: messenger RNA, 4282 nt
Organism: Pectinophora gossypiella (pink bollworm)
Lineage: Eukaryota; Metazoa; Arthropoda; Insecta; Lepidoptera; Gelechiidae
Exons: 2
Coding region: 174-4190 (1338 amino acids)
Biological process (GO): DNA integration
Molecular function (GO): nucleic acid binding; zinc ion binding
Source: RefSeq, a predicted model, not a curated record
UUGAUUAGAUUGGAGGUUAUCUAAAUAAAAGAGGUCUGACUACCUAUGUGAUUACAAUUAUCUUUUAUUUAAACAUAACAUGGCGCUGCGUAAUGUAUUUUAAGAUAAAUUCAGGAAGUAUUGAUGAGAGGACAACUAAUAUUUAUCAGUGUUUUUCGAAAUAAAAAGAAGCCAUGGCGGAAUCGAGGUUGUCAGGAAUUCCGGGCUUAAAACCCCCAGAACCGCUACAUAAACUGACUGCGGAGGAAUAUAAAAAGUUUAAAAACAGAUUUGAAGUAUAUAGAAUUGCCGCGGGUGCGAAUAAUAUGGAGAGUGAAGUGCAAGUUGCACUUUUACUUCAUGUGAUGGGACCUCAAUGCCAGGAUAUUUUUCAAACCUUUGAGUUUCCUAAGGAUGAGGCAAAAAACUAUGUAGCGGUAGUGAAAAAGUUUGAUGAACAUUUUAUCCCACUAAAAAAUGAAAGUGUAUCAUCCCAUGUGUUUUUUACUAGAGACCAACGGAGAGGGGAGACAUUUGAUGAUUAUGUUACUGAGUUGAGAAAAUUAGCUAAGGAAUGUGAAUUUGGGACCCUUAAUGAUAGAAUGAUUAGAGACAGGAUAGUGACAGGAAUUGGGGAUAGCAGAUUACAAGAUCGUCUUUUGAGAGAAUCGGAUUUAACAUUGACAAAAGCUAUAAAUAUAUGUAAAGCAGCAGAGUUGGCAACAGAGAGAAUCAGAGAAAUAGAGGAAAAAGGUGAAAGAGUGGACAGGAUACAAAGAACUACUACAAGCAGAGAUACAAAGACUACAAAUACAGAAGAAAACAGUGGACCUAGCACAAGUACAGGACAAAAUAGGACAUUCUUCAAUAGACCAAAAAUUAUGUGUCAGAAUUGUGGCUAUAAUCACCAAAUAAGAAACUGCCCAGCAUAUGGAAAACAGUGUUUGAAGUGUAAGAAGAUGGGACAUUUUGCUAGAAUGUGCAAGUCAGGAUUCAGUCGUAAUAAUAUUCGUCUAGUGAACAGAGAAGAGUGGGAAGACAGGCUACAAAGAAGUUGUGAAGAAGAGGAGGAAACUGUUCUAAAUUCUGUAUUUAUAAAUCAUAUUUCAGGCAGCAAGGACUGGUCUCAACCAGUAAAAUUCAUUGAUGUGGAAAAAGAAAUUAAUUUUAAACUAGACACUGGGGCACAAUGCAAUGUAUUACCAAAACAUUUAUGCCAUAUUCUAGGUAUCAAUAGAUUUGAAAAAAGUAAAAUGAAACUCUCAACAUAUAGUGGAGAAUCAAUUAAAACAGCUGGACAAGUUACUUUACAAUGUCAAAUAGGGCAAACUACAAAGUUUAUAAAUUUUCAAAUAUGCGAGGGUAAUUUUGUUCCUAUUUUGGGGUUAAGUACUUUAGAAAAUUUUAAUUUGGUGCAAAGAGUAUAUGUAAGUGUAGUUAACACUGUUGAGAGUCUGACAACUCAAUACAAAGAAGUUUUUGAAGGAUUAGGAAAAAUUAAAAAUCAAAAAUAUAAAAUAACUUUGAAAGAUGACUGGAAAGGUAAAGUGGAACCAAGUAGACAUGUACCAUUCAAAUUGUUACAGAAACUGAAAAUUGAAUUGAGUAAUUUAGAAAAAUCGGGAGUAAUAAGUAAAAUUGAUAAACCCACAGAUUUUGUGAGCAGUUUAGUGAUUGUAAUGAAGCCGGAUGCCACUAUUAGAGUGUGUUUAGAUCCUCAGUAUCUUAAUUCGCAAAUAAAACGUGAACAGAUUCAAAUUCCUACUUUACAGGAGUUGACAUCUAGAUUGCAUGGUAGUAAAAUGUUUACCACACUUGAUGCAAGUAAAGCAUUCUUUAUGUUACCAUUAGAUGAUGAAUCUAAAGAACUGACCACAUUCAAUACACCUUUUGGCCGUUAUCAUUAUAAUAGAUUGCCGUUUGGUUUGUCGUCCAGUCCAGAAGUGUUUCAUAGAAUUUACUCAGAUGUUUUCAAAGACAUAAAGGGUGUAGAAACUUAUAUUGAUGACAUUCUUAUUCAUUCUGAAACUGAGCAGGAACAUAAAGAGAUUUUAGAGAAAGUUUUGCAGAGAGCACAAGAAGCAGGUAUAAAGUUUAACAAAAAUAAAUGCAAUUUCAUGAAGAGUGAGGUUAGGUUUCUAGGACACAUGUUAACAGAAAAAGGUAUAAAACUAGAUGAAAACAGAGUUAAAGCUAUAUUAGACAUGAAAGAACCUGAAACACAAAAGGAACUUCUAAGAUUUUUGGGUAUGAUAAAUUAUAUCUCAAGAUUUAUUCCAAAUUUCUCAGAAUUGUCAGCUCCUUUAAGAGAAUUAACUAAAAAAGAUAUUCCUUUUGUGUGGGCGAGUAGGCAAAAACAAGCUUAUGAUUUAAUAAAGAGAAAGAUUAGUGAACCUCCUGUAUUAGCAUAUUUCUGUUUAGAUAAAAAAAUCACACUUAGUGUUGAUGCAUCUAAAAAUGGUCUGGGUGCUGUUAUAUUGCAAAAUGGGCAGCCUGUUGCAUAUGGUUCUAGGGCUAUGACUGGCACGGAAAAGUUAUAUAGUCAAAUUGAGAAAGAAAGUCUAGCUAUAUUGUAUGGAUGUACUAAAUUUCAUCAGUACCUGUAUGGUCAUGUAUUCACAGUUGAAACUGAUCAUAAACCGCUGGUUUCAAUUUUUGCCAAACCAUUGAACAAGAGUCCAACUAGGUUGCAGAGAAUUAGACUUGCAUUACAACCUUAUACAUUUGAAAUAAAAUACAAGCCGGGCAAAGAGUUAUUAGUUGCAGAUCAUCUCAGUAGAUCUUACCUUGAUGAUGAUUCUAAGUCUUAUAACAUAGACAUUGAAGCUCAUGUAGCUAUGAUUAUAAAUGGGUACAACAUUACAGACCAGAAGUUACAAGAAUUAAUAGAAGAAACGUCUAAAGAUAGAGAAUUAAUUUCAGUAAUCAAAUAUGUGAGAGAAGGUUGGCCAGAAAAUAAAGACAGGGUCAGUAGUGAAGCAAAGAUUUUCUAUAAUUAUAGGGAUGAGCUAGGAGAAUGUCAGGGUUUGUUAAUGAAAGGAAAUCAAAUCGUUAUACCACAAAAGAAAAGGAAGGAAGUACUGGAAAAGGUUCAUUAUGCUCAUUUAGGGACAGAAAAGUGUAAACAAUUGGCCAGGAAAACCUUAUUUUGGCCUAACAUGUCUAAAGAAAUUGAGGAUUUAGUAACUAACUGUGAUGCAUGUAAAUCUUUUCAGAACCAAAAUAGGAAAGAGCCAAUGAUUGAAAAGGAGAUUCCAUAUAAAGCAUGGCAAAUUCUGUCAACUGAUAUAUUUUUUUUGUACCGAGUACCUCACAUUAUCACAGUAGAUGCAUACAGUAAGUUUGUUGAGAUCAAAAAGUUAGAUAACUUGUCAGCAGGUUGUGUUAUUGAUAAUCUGAAAGAAAUAUUUUCAGUACAUGGUAUUCCAAAUAUAUUGUAUUCAGAUUCAGGUACACAGUAUACUUGUCAGGAUUUCAAAAAUUUCAGUGCUGGUUGGAACUUUGAACAUAAGAUAGUUAGUCCAAAACAUCACCAAGGCAAUGGGUUAGCAGAGCGCUAUAUACAGACAGUUAAAAGGACAUUAAAGAAGCUAAUUUAUGACCAAAAAGAUAUCUAUUUAGGGCUGUUAAUUUACAGAAACACUCCCAUUUUGGGAAAUGGUAAAACCCCCACAGAGUUACUGUUUAACAGGAAUGUAAGAACUAUUAUUCCAAGUUUUACUUACAACAAUAGUAGUGCCACUAUAAAUGAAGAGAAAAUGUAUAGACAAGAGUUAGAAAAAAGGCAGAAAAAUCAAAAAAUAUAUUAUGAUCAGGGAUCUAGGAAAUUAUCAGAUUUGGAAAAGGGGGAUGUAGUGAAGAUACAGGAUGAGACAAAUAAAAAACCACUUUCUAGUGGAAUAAUAAUAGGAAAUGGAGUAGGACCUAGAUCGUAUCAGAUAAAGACAGAAAAUGGAAAUAUUAUUACAAGAAAUAGGAAAAUGAUCAUUAAAGGUGGGAAGUUCAAGGAAAGAGUGUUGGUAUAUGAUGAUUUAACGGACAGAAAUCAAAAAAUCGAGGAGGAUGUGUUAAAUAGGUCUGAAAGAGUAGAAGAUAAUUUGAAUUUAGAAGGCUCUCAAAUGGUGCAAGAAAAUAGAGAUUUAGUAGGGCAGACUAGGUCUGGUCGAUUGAUUAAGAAACCUAGUUAUCUAAACGAUUACUAUUUAAAUUAACAUUUACAUUUAUUAUUGUAAACUACUGGUCGAUUGAUUAAGAAACCUAGUUAUCUAAACGAUUACUAUUUAAAUUAAGUAAGUUGUUCUUU